AUGGGGAUCUUCGGUGGUCGGAGGACCUGUGGCCAUGAUCGCUGCAACGCCUCCUGUGCUUUGGGCCGUCCCACCGUGAUCUUCGGCGCCUAUGCAGUGGCACUGCGGCCACUGGGCGCAGCCUUGCUAUAUGAGCGGAUCUUCCCAGUGAGCCUACAGGUGGACAGCGAACUCUCACGAGUGUAUCAGCACUUGGCCAAGAGCUCCGGCCCCCUGGAGGCCCGUGUGCGCUCGCAGCAAAAAGCCCAGGGCCCAGCUGUACGUGUGUUUGCUCCGCGGAGUGUCAGUGAGGCUGAGGUGUCCCGCUUCCCGCGGUGCACUGGGCCGUUGGUGUUGGCACCUCCAAGUCAAGCUGGGUCGACGGACAUCCAGGUGCUCAGCUCAGAAAAUUGGGCGCUGCAGUACGGCGACCGCGCGGUCGCUAAAAAAGAGCGGUGA
Durusdinium trenchii is the source of this 438-nucleotide messenger RNA. NCBI's taxonomy places the organism in Eukaryota, Dinophyceae, Suessiales, Symbiodiniaceae. The record is from the annotation of a GenBank genome assembly.